This is a messenger RNA of Anoplophora glabripennis (Asian longhorned beetle), 2597 nucleotides long. RefSeq names its product probable ATP-dependent RNA helicase CG8611. Gene Ontology annotation, biological process: ribosome biogenesis. Gene Ontology annotation, cellular component: nucleus. The record is from RefSeq and is a predicted model, not a curated record. NCBI's taxonomy places the organism in Eukaryota, Metazoa, Arthropoda, Insecta, Coleoptera, Cerambycidae. The coding region runs from base 194 to 2566 and encodes 790 amino acids. The transcript has 8 exons. Gene Ontology annotation, molecular function: ATP binding; nucleic acid binding.
GUGCGUGCUUGUCUAACCUAAGAAAUUUAAAUGUUAUGUUUUUAAAUAUAAAAUGAAACAAAUCACUUAGUGUUUUAUCUGUAUUACUAAUAUUACUAUAUUAAGCAGCAAAAAGUGUAUUGUAAGAAUCUGUUGUGAUACCUGUGUCAAUAUCUGCAUACAGAAAUAUAUUAAAACGCCCCCCAAUAAAACCAUGUCUACAUUCAAUUUCACGUGGAAUAGUGACAAUAAAACACCCAAAGGAAAAGUGUUUGCCAGAAAACGCAAGCCAACAGAUGAAGCAACUAAAACUACAAGUAAACCCUCACUCCUAACGGGUAUUAAAAAUAAUAACCCUAAUAAAAAUGAUUCUACACCGUUCCGAAUUACGAAAACUUCUGCUAAUACAAAUGCAAAUUUAAAAUCUAAAGACAUUUUGUCAAUAGAUGCAACGGCACAUCAGAAAAUUAAAUCCUCAAAAAAUUUAAUAAACACUAAGAAGACUUCACCUUUUACCCCAAGAUUUCAAGAAAAAACCUUUGAGGGUUCUGCAAAAUUAGUAAAAAGGAAACGAAAGAAAGAUAAAACUGCAGCAAAAACAGAUGCUGAAGAAGGCACCAUCAACAACCCGAAGCAAAACCAAACCGUUCAAACUACACAACGCAGUCAAACGCAUUCCUUAUUUGCUGUUGGACACAAAGACGUUUAUAUAAACACUAAUAUAAAAGGAAAGUCUAUUGUUGAGAAAGUAUUUAGCACUGGGAAAAAAUUUGGUGACCUAGAGAUUCACAAGUAUUUAGUGUCAAAUCUCGAAAAAAUUCAUUAUACUAGUCUGACGAAUGUACAGGAAAAGUCUAUACCUGAAAUUAUGUCAGGUAAAAAUGUACUGAUUCGUUCCCAGACUGGUUCGGGAAAAACUUUAGCCUACGCUGUACCCAUAAUAGAUGCCCUACAAAGUAUAAAUCCACGAAUUCAGAGAAAUAACGGUGUACAAGCCAUUGUAGUGGUGCCCACUAGGGAACUAGCUUUACAAACUCAUGAACUAUUUGGGAAAAUAAAUACGUUUCAAUGGAUUGUUGUGGGACAUUUGUGUGGUGGCGAGAAUCGAAACACGGAAAAAACAAGACUUAGGAAAGGUAUACAUGUUUUAAUAGCAACGCCAGGAAGAUUGUUGGAUCAUAUACUACAUACAGCAGCUUUUAAGACAAAUAAUAUUAGGUGCUUAGUUCUCGAUGAAGCAGAUCGACUUUUGGAUAUGGGUUUUAAGCGAGACAUUAUUAGAAUUGUAGAAGAACUGGAUAAAGCAAAGACUAAUUCUGAAUAUGACCCAAUAUCUUUAUUGAAAGGUAAAACGGGCGGUGCCAAAUCAGAAGUUACAAUAAGAUCUGAAGAAACUUUUCCCCUUCGAGACCCGUCAAGCAAUUCCCGCCAGACAGUUUUGCUCUCGGCAACGUUAACCAAAGGCAUUGCUGAAUUAGCAGAUUUUGCGAUGAAGGAUCACAUUUAUGUCGACGCACUAGAUGAAUCCGCUACGGUAAAUCCAGAACAUAUGGUGAUACCAAACACAGUAAAACAAAAGUUCAUUGUAACGCACGUUAAACAUAGGCUUUUUACACUUUCAGCUUUACUGAUCAGUAAGGCUCAGCAAUCGUCAAAGGUGUUCGUUUUCAUGGCUACUAGUCAAAUGGUGGACUACCAUUAUGAGUUGUUUACGAGAUGCUUGGUGAAAAUGCCAAAAAAUAGAGGGAAGUUAAAAAGCGGGGACAUAGUUUUGUUAGACGAUGUCGUGCAAGAAAGUGACGAUGAUGACGAAGUGGUAUUGGAUAUUGAAUUUUUCAAAUUACACGGCUCGAUGGACCAAGCAUCCAGGAAAGAUGUUUUUACGAGAUUUAGAAGUGCCAAGAAAGGAGUUUUGCUGUGUACGGACGUCGCUGCUAGAGGCAUUGACGUCCCAACAGCAGACUGCAUCGUCCAGUACACAGGACCUCAGAGCGACGAGGAUUAUAUCCACAGGGUCGGCAGGACGGGACGAGCAGGAAAAUCGGGGUUCUCCUUCAUAUUCCUCACUCACGAAGAGCAAGACUUUGUUACCAGGCUGCAAGAGCACAAAGUAUUUUUGCAGCAACAUGAUCCGGAUGACUUCUUGAACCACCUCAGCGUUUUAAUGGAAGAACCUGAUCACCAGAACGCUGCCACUGCUCUCCAAAGACGUUACGAGAACGCUUUAUCGAAUGAUAAGGACCUUCACAAGUUGGCAUGUCUUGCUUAUACUUCUUGGUCUCGUUUCUACAACACCUACUCGUCCAAGAUGCGUUCCAUUUUCGACUUCAAGAACGUCAAUUUGGGACACUACGUCGCCAGUUUUGGAUUGAAAGAGACUCCCACUGAAGUCGCGGGGAUAAUAAGGGGACAAAUGGCCAAGGUGGAACGGCCUAGAUUGAACAGGAAACUGGCAAUACAUGAGGACGACCAACCCAAGAGGCCGGCGCAGAAGAGGAAAAUCAAGUCCGUCAGUCUGACCACGUCGGAGUACGCCAGCGGGUUGGCGCCUAACAAGAAGAGGAAGAAGAAGAAAGACGUGAAUUGAGAUUGGUUAUGUUGAUAUUAAUAUUUUCUUA